AUGCCUCAAACUUCAACUACGCAAGUUUCGUCGGUCACAUUUAGCACUCUCUCGACAGGUAGUUCCAUUUCCCCAAUGACUAGCGCGUCCACGAAGCCAUCUCCGACAGUCACCUUCUCGACUCCAAGUUCAGCUAGUAUAUCAUCGACAUCAGCUUCUUCUACCUCAGCAUCGAGUAGAAGCACUAGCGUGCUCAGUAGUACUGCUUCAAAAAGGCAUUUUUUUACGAUUUCUCUCCUGAAAGAUCAACCACAUCAGACAAUUAUUAAAUCAAAAAAAUUUCUAGGUACAAUCGAAAUUUCAAAUCACGAAAAACCAAAGUGAUUAAGUUUCUUUAGUUUUUUUAAAAAGUUUGGUUCCUUCGGAACCUGUUGAUUGAAAUUUCAGGAAGCUCAACUCAAACUGGAUCUACGCAAACUACUGGAAGUCCGACCACACCGCUAAGCUCCAUUUCAACGGCAAAAUCUUCUCCGACUUCAACAGGUUGAGCAGUUAAAAUAUCGAAACAGUUUUUAUUGUUUUCUUUGAAACACGAGCUUGACGGUAAUAAAUAAUUCAAAAUUCGAUGAAAACCUAAGAAUCUUGAGAAAGUGGAGUUCAUUCAAAUCUUAAUAAGUGAACAGAAACGAAAGCGAAUUGGUGCAUUUUCUAAAAUUAGAUUGAAAACGACAGACUUUUCCUUUCGAAACAUCUAUAAAACUUCUUUCAGGAAGUCCGGUGACUUUCAGCCCAACAACUGGAACGACAGGAAGUACGGUGACUGUGACUACAGGAACUAAAGGAUCUACUCAAACCCAAACAACUGGGUCUCCUGGAACGACAGGAACUAAAGGGUCUACUCAAACCCAAACAACUGGGUCUCCUGGAACGACAGGAACUAAUGGAUCUACUCAAACCCAAACAACUGGGUCUCCUGGAACGACAGGAACUAAUGGAUCUACUCAAACCCAAACAACUGGGUCUCCUGGAACGACAGGAACUAAGGGAUCUACUCAAACUCAAACAACUGAGUCUCCUGGAACGACAGGAACCAAGGGAUCUACUCAAACUCAAACAACUGGGUCUCCUGGAACGACAGGAACUAAGGGAUCUACUCAAACCCAAACAACUGGGUCUCCUGGAACGACAGGAACUAAGGGAUCUACUCAAACUCAAACAACUGGGUCUCCUGGAACGACAGGAACUAAGGGAUCUACUCAAACCCAAACAACUGGGUCUCCUGGAACGACAGGAACUAAUGGAUCUACUCAAACCCAAACAACUGGGUCUCCUGGAACGACAGGAACUAAGGGAUCUACUCAAACUCAAACAACUGAGUCUCCUGGAACGACAGGAACCAAGGGAUCUACUCAAACUCAAACAACUGGGUCUCCUGGAACGUCAGAAACUACUGCGACACAGACUCCAGGAACUACAGGACCCGUACAAACCUCAACUACGGGAUCUCCAGGAUCUACGUCAACUCAAACUACUGGAAGUCCAGGACCCACUCAAACUCAAACAAGUGGAUCUCCUGCAACAACAGGAACUCCGGUAACUCAAACUACUGCCGGCAGCUCAACAUCGGCUCCAGGUUACCUAAUACGAAAACAUAUCAAACUGAAAGGCCUGUUUCAGCAAAAGCUCUAACUUGUAUGUUCCUUGGCGAUUACUACAACUCCGGCGAUCCAAAUUCGGAUGGAAGUUCACUCGUUUUCUAUGAAAAUGUUUUUAAUUCGUAACGCGUGGUGUAGUAAUCUUUUUUUCUUCAGGAAUACCAUUUCAUCCUUGAAGUUGCUCAGAAACUGUACAGCAGCACAAGUGUAACCUUCAGUGCUAAUGAAGACUUUUACGGGUUUACUCCGACGUCGUUCUUCUUGAAAGAUCGGUCGAGUAUUAUACCGAGUUACGAUGUUUUCCAAGCAGCCAUGGCUCAAGACGAUCUGAAUGUUGAUGACCCAGCGCCCUUCCAAUCAACAACCCAAGAGUGAGAUUCUCUGUUAAAAUUGAAAAUCUGAUAAAAAAAGACUUCACAGCAAAAAUUUCAUGACGUCUGAAACUAGAAAAAACAGUUUUAAAAUCAAUGGUAUGCUAGGGGACGUUUUUUACCUCUCGGUUGAACUUUUGGUGGAACUUUGUAGGAAUGUACUACAGAUUCUGCUGAUUGCAGCACAAAAAAAAUUUCUUGCUCUAGGUCUGGCUUUCGAACUAUGGAACUUCAAAGUCUGCAAAAUACGCAAAAUGACGAAAAGGCGCUAUUUUAAGUUGAUAAAAGUCCUUUAGUGAAUCAGUUUUAAUUUUGUACUCAUCGAAAAGACACUUAUUUGUGACAAUAAAUGGCAUUGCUGUUUCAGAAAGUUUGUGAUGCCUUCCAAAUCAAAAUAAAAACUACUUUCACGAUCUGUUUCAGCGCUGUUAACCAACUUCCAACGUUUGCAUUCACCAACCCGCCGGGAGAAACUUGUCUCGUCUUUUUCUCAGCCGCGUGAGUCUUCAACGAAAAGAAAUUGAAUUCAAAUGCUUUUUCAGGCCUGAUUGGACUGAUAUCACUCACUUGAAGAACAAUUACAACGGAUUCUCUUACGUCGUUGGAGCGCAGUUGAACUGUGAAUUUGAAAGAAAAACGAAAAAAAAUAUUUAUUUUACAGCAACAACGAUACCCGACCUCACGAACUCUGUCUCUAUUUCGAACGACUUUUCAGAUGAUGACGUCAACGCUCUCGUGACAAAAAUCAUUUCUUCGUUUGUUUGA
This is a messenger RNA of Caenorhabditis auriculariae, 2731 nucleotides long. Lineage: Eukaryota; Metazoa; Nematoda; Chromadorea; Rhabditida; Rhabditidae. The record is from the annotation of a GenBank genome assembly.